Syngnathoides biaculeatus (alligator pipefish) is the source of this 2773-nucleotide messenger RNA. It is a transcript of the gene dct, whose product is annotated as dopachrome tautomerase. Bases 157 to 1776 code for a protein of 539 amino acids. The transcript has 7 exons. NCBI's taxonomy places the organism in Eukaryota, Metazoa, Chordata, Actinopteri, Syngnathiformes, Syngnathidae. The record is from RefSeq and is a predicted model, not a curated record. Gene Ontology annotation, cellular component: melanosome. Gene Ontology annotation, biological process: melanin biosynthetic process from tyrosine; positive regulation of neuroblast proliferation; developmental pigmentation. Gene Ontology annotation, molecular function: oxidoreductase activity; dopachrome isomerase activity.
UGGAACACAAGAUGAUUUGACUUCAAGUGCCAUUCCCACCAACUUUCUCUGUAUCUAAUUUCAAAAUACACACAGACAGGAAGGGAGGAACGAAAUUACCCGUUCAUCGACGAGACGAUUUUUCGCCACUGACCGGAAUAAACAAGCGGGUGGAAAAUGACGAACAUACUACUUUUCAGCGUUUUUUGCUUAUUUCUGCGACCUGGGGAGGCUCAGUUCCCGCGAGCGUGCUGCACCGUGGAGGGGAUCCUGUCCAAGCAGUGCUGCCCUGCCUUGGGUUCCGAUCCUGCAAACGUAUGCGGCACCCUGACGGGGAGAGGAAACUGCACCGCAGUCCGGGUCGACACCAAACCUUGGGGAGGACCGUAUAGGCUCAGGAACGUCGAUGACCGGGAGAGGUGGCCCACCAAAUUCUUCAACCAGACUUGCAGGUGUAGUGGUAACUUUGCGGGCUACGACUGCGGGAGGUGCAAAUUUGGUUGGACCGGACCAAACUGCAACCAGAGAAAAGCUCCCGUCAUCCGAAAGGACAUCCACACGCUGACCUCUGUGGAGCUGCAGGAGUUCUUGGACGCCCUGCAACUGGCUAAAACCACCAUCCACCCAGAUUACAUGAUCGCCACGCAGCACUGGCUGGGCCUCCUGGGACCAAACGGAACCGAGCCCCAGUUUGCCAACAUCUCCAUCUACGACUUCUUCGUGUGGCAGCACUACUACUCUGUCCGAGAUACUCUACUUGGUCCCGGUCGCCCAUUCAAAGCCAUUGAUUUCUCACACAAAGGACCUGCGUUCAUCACCUGGCACAGGUACCACCUCCUCAGUUUGGAAAGAGACCUUCAGAGGUUGACCGGCAAUGAGAACUUUGCAGUCCCUUACUGGAACUUCGCCACGGGGCAAACCGAUUGCGACGUGUGCACAGACGCUCUGCUGGGAGGCCGAAACCCAGACAACCCCUCCCUCAUCAGUAACCAAUCCAGAUUCUCCAACUGGGGGGUGGUGUGUAACAGUUUGGAUGACUACAACCGCCUGGUGACGCUUUGCAACGGCACCAACGAGGGUUUGAUUCAGAGGGGGGCGAUGAGAGGCGCCAACAUGACUUUGCCCACCAUGAGCGAUGUUCGCAGCUGCCUCGGCAUCCGAGACUUUGACAGCCCUCCGUAUUUCACCAACUCUUCCUUCAGUUUUCGAAACGCCUUGGAAGGCUACGAUAAACCAGACGGCGAACUGGAUGAAACGGUCAAUAAUCUUCACAACCUGGUCCACGCCUUGCUUAACGGCACCAGCUCGUUGCCUCACUCCGCAGCCAACGACCCGAUCUUCCUGGUAGGGGUCGAAUUUCACAAGUUCCAACCAAAACGCGAACUCUCGGGUGUUUUGAAUUCUGAUUAUUUUCCCUUUCAGGUUCUCCACGCAUUCACUGAUGCCAUUUUCGACGAGUGGAUGAGGAGGUUCGUCCCAUCCAACGCCAGCUUCCCAGAUGAAAUGGCCCCCAUCGGUCACAACCGGGACUACAACAUGGUUCCGUUCUUUCCCCCAAUCACCAAUGAGGAGCUCUACAUUACAUCAGAGCAACUUGGGUAUUCCUACGCCGUUGCCUUUGAAGAUGCGGGAGGAUCGUCCGUGUUUGUGCUGGGAUCCACCCUCGGGGGAGUCUUCAUCGGGCUCAUGGCGCUCCUACUUAUCUUCGUGCUCUACCUACGACAGCGUAGAAACACGGGCUUUGAACCCCUGAUAAAAGCAGACUUCACACAUCGGAAGUACACAGAGGAAGCUUAGAUCCCUAUUGGGUUGCAGGGCCGCAGUGAAAUGAAACCCGUGUUAUCGAGGCCUGCACGAAACAAGGAAGUAUUAAUCGUGUCCAUCGGGAAUGGGGAACCUCAGUCAUCGGGGCUGUGUUUUAGGCCAGAAAGACCACUUGAUCCGGCGCUAAAAUAUUACCGGCAGAUAAAAUUGCAAUAAAUGCACCCUUGCCUGAUAGGAACAAGGUUCCCAAACCCUGUUGCAGAUCAAUGUCACAAAAUACUAAAAUCCAUAUUGUAAAUGUACUCACAAAUUGAUUUAGACGGUGUGAGAUCUGGGCCUGUUGAAUUGAACUAAAAGCUCUUAUUCUAUUGCAUAAAUGCCUAUGGUGGUGAUUUGCGCUUUCCGCCAUCUUUUGGAAGAACGUUUAAUUAUUCUGCCUGUCAACGUACAUCAGGGGUGUCAAACUCAUUUUUUUGUCGCGGGCCACAUUGUAGUUACGAUUUCUCUCGGAGGGCCGUUAUGAAAAUCUUUGGCCUCAUGAUAUUUACAGAUGAAAUUUAUGAACCAGUUUUGAACCAGAAUUCAAGCGGAAUGGAUUUUUCAAAUAUUGCUCAUGUUUGGUAACACAAAAAUGCUUGCAAUAUCUCAACUUUAUCAUGUAUGAUAUGACAAUUUGAAAUUUUGUUACAGAUUAUCACAAAAGUCAUGGAAAUUGAUAUACACGAUUCGCCUUCGCGGGCCACAUAAAACCACACAGCAGAGCAGAUCUGGCCCCCGGGCCUUGAGUUUGACACCUGUGACAUACAUCAUCGACUAUUUGGAAAAGAAGUUUGUCAUCCCAGUCACGACAAAUGAGAUGCUAUUGUAUUGUUUUUUUUUAACAAAUAUUUAUUCUUAAGAACAGUACAAAAAAAAACAUUGACUGCAAUCGGCUUUAGUUGCAUUGUAAGGCAUAUUUUCUCAUCUGCUUGAAAUCAAAUUCAAACCAAGUUCAUUUGAAAGUUUGUUCAUACAACAAUGCAGUGAUGGA